Messenger RNA from Oryzias melastigma (Indian medaka), 2130 nucleotides. It is a transcript of the gene poll, whose product is annotated as polymerase (DNA directed), lambda. The coding region runs from base 184 to 1884 and encodes 566 amino acids. The transcript is spliced from 8 exons. Gene Ontology annotation, biological process: double-strand break repair via nonhomologous end joining. The record is from RefSeq and is a predicted model, not a curated record. Gene Ontology annotation, molecular function: DNA binding; DNA-directed DNA polymerase activity. Gene Ontology annotation, cellular component: nucleus. NCBI's taxonomy places the organism in Eukaryota, Metazoa, Chordata, Actinopteri, Beloniformes, Adrianichthyidae.
UAUUUUUUUAUAUAUAUAUAUCUUAUAUAGAAUGUUUAAAAUAGCUUUGAUUAUUAAUUAAAUAUAAAUAAAAAAUAUUAGUUUGUGACCUUAUCCCGGAAGAAAAACAUUCACUUCCGGUUUAUACAACUCUACAUGAUUCUGCUGUAACAGGGCCAGCGGUUCCUCUCCUCAGAUGGAGAGAUGGAGCCCCGUCAUGGGAUCAUGAAGGCUUUCCCCAAAGUUAAAAGAGCCAAAGUGCUACAGGGACAGGAUGCACCUCCGAUGAAGAAGAAGCCUGACGAGUUAGAGGUCAAUGGUGGAAACCCUUUUAGUGGAGUGACAGUGUACCUUCUGCCUGCUGGAAUUGGAAAUGCGAGGUGCCAGAUAUUCCGUAGACAAAUUCAGCAGAUGGGAGGACAGUUGGAGAGUUCACUGUGUGCCGCUGUCACUCAUGUUGUGGUGGAGGACAGCAUGGAUGGAGACAGAGCUCUGCGUUUGCUGAAAGUGGAUUGCCUGCCCUCUGGUGUUCAUCUGGUGAAAUGCACUUGGCUGAGCAUGUGCAUCAGUGAAAGGAAACUCCUGGAUGUGGAUGGAGGCAGCCUUCUUUUACCCAAGAGGAGCUCAGAAUCAAAGCAGGAAAGUGUAAGGGAAAAACCUGCAGAUUUAAAAUCGACUGCUGAAAAUGUUCCCGAUCCAGAGACUCUUCAAACCAAGCAGGAGGAAACCGCAGACACGACAAUCCCAGACACUAAAGAGGAGGUGGGUGGCGAGGAAGACGGCGUCUCUCAGAGCGACCUGGAAGCUCUCAUCACUGGUCAGCACCCUGAAGAGGAGAGCCCAGGCCCAAGUGUAAACCCUAAUCCUGAUGCUGUGGUGAAGAAAGCGUUCCCAGGGAAGUGGGUCUGUGCCCAGUCUUCACAGUCGAAGAGUAAUAACUUCAACAAGCACAUCACAGACAAGCUGGAGUUGCUGGCUAAGGCCUACACACAUCAGGGGGACAAGUGGAGGGCACUGGGGUACUCCAAGGCUGUCAACGCACUGAAAAGCUACCACAAGCCAGUGACUUCAUAUCAGGAAGCAUGCCAGAUCCCAGGAAUAGGAAAGCGCAUGGCUGACAAGAUCGAUGAGAUUAUGGAGAGCGGCCACUUGCGGAAGCUGGAUCACAUCGGGGAGGCCGUGCCAGUGCUGGAGCUUUUCACCAACAUUUGGGGGGCAGGAGCCAAGACUGCACAGCUGUGGUACCAACAGGGAUUUCGCACCCUGGAGGACAUCCGCACCAGAGCUCACCUGAGCGCCCCUCAGAAGAUCGGACUGAAGCACUACGAUGACUUUCUAGAGCGAAUGCCCAGAGAGGAGGCAGCAGCUAUCGAGAAAGUGGUGAGGGAAGCUGUGAGAACGUUGGAUCCAGGACUCGUGGCUGUGGCCUGUGGGUCCUACCGUCGGGGAAAGGCGACAUGUGGAGACGUAGAUGUACUCAUCACUCACCCUGAUGGGAAGUCCCACAGAGGCAUCUUCAGCAGAGUGUUGCAAAUCCUCCAUGAGGACGGGUUUUUGACAGAUGAUCUGGUGAGCCACGAGGACAACGGAGAGCAGAAAAAAUACAUGGGCGUGUGCCGGUUGCCGGGCCACCGUCAUCGCAGGUUGGACAUCAUCAUAGUGCCUUACGACGAGUAUGCCUGCGCACUUAUGUAUUUCACCGGAUCGGCACACUUCAACCGCUCGAUGAGAGCCCUGGCAAAGACAAAAAGCAUGAGCUUGUCGGAGCACUCCUUGAACAAAGACGUGGUCCGCCAGGGCAGCUCCAAAGUCUAUACUGGCACUCCGGUUCCCACACAGACGGAGAAGGACGUUUUUAACCUUCUGGGGAUACCGUACAGAGAGCCGCACGAAAGGGACUGGUGAUGAUUCGAAAGGAAAAUAAUCCACCAACAGGAUCCUUCAAUAAUGCCUUGGUUUGCAUAUCCUUCAUCAUGAUACAGAAUAUUAGGAGAAGCUCAUUUAAACCUAGUUUGAAGUAAAACCAGGAAGUAGCAGAUGUUGCAGUUCCUCAAAUUGCCACUUGAGGUUGGUUGCAGAAGUGAGUAAUUUCCCUUCAAUGUUUUUAAGGUUUAUUGUAAAAAAUAAAUGAAUUCAGCAUUAUAUCAAAGA